Misgurnus anguillicaudatus (oriental weatherfish) is the source of this 6890-nucleotide messenger RNA. The record is from RefSeq and is a predicted model, not a curated record. Lineage: Eukaryota; Metazoa; Chordata; Actinopteri; Cypriniformes; Cobitidae.
CAGUUCAUUUGCGAAUCGGACAUCGCCGUUCGUACAUUUAGAAAGUGAGGACGACUCUGGUCUACACAGCGAAAUCUUGUGUGCAAAACUGAAGGUUGUGUCAGUACUAACCUGUUUUAAUCUAUGAAACGGACAGUCGCGCGAUUACCGACGACUUUUGGUGGAGAAAGCCUUCGAAUAAACCACACAGAGGAUUUUUUUAUGCGUUUUACGGGUGAUUUUUGUUCUCCGCAUCCAAGGUUUAUCUUUGUCGCACUCUACAUCUGUAAAGGAUUCGGUGUUGGAGCUUUAAUGGCUGUGAAUAUGUUAUAUGGCUCGGUUAUGGGUACAGUGUGAUAACGACAACGCUGCAUUUCCAUAAGAAACGGACAGUUUGGAGAGAUAUCCACGUCUUCAUCACUGAACGUUUGGCACAAUCCUGUUUCGCGUGUCUAUAUGCGAUUUUGUGGAAUCGACAGUGAAAGCAUCAGGAUGUAUACAAAUUUUAACAAUAACGCGAGGCAGCAGCGGUGCAGUAUGAUAUUAAUUUCCAUAUUUCGCACGGCGUGAGACGGAGCGCAACAUGUUUUUACUGCCUGAAUCCUGUACGCACACAUAAUGCACAGGAAGAGAAAUGCAUAAUAAUAACAACAGAGUAUAUCAGGCCUCUGAUCACGAUCACGUCUAAAUUAUCGAUUCAACCCUUCUUUUGGCCUUUAUUUUAUUUAUCACAGCGUGUCAUGUUGAUCUGGGCAGGAAAAUGGUCGUAUUGCUUCCUUCCUGAGUCCUGAUGUUCUUCAUCUAUCCAAAGAUUCACCAUGGAAACCCAGAGUGAGCGCUGGUGGACACCCAGACUGGAUCCUGGAUUGAAUAAAGAGAGGCAGAUAAACGUGUAAACAGCUUCUUUACAUUUUUAAACUAUUAAUCAUAUUUACCAACUUGCUUGGACAAAACAUGGUCAUUUGUUUAAGAUCCCCAAGUGCCAAAGUGUCUGUAGAAGACACAAGAGGUGCUGUCAGGUGCCAAUGAGUAAACAUGCAUACAAGAUCUGCUUCAACAUCUAAACAUGCAGUGCAUGACAAUCACGUGUCAACUUUAGAUCUGCUCGACGUACAUCUCAGGUUUGGACAUCGGUGGACACGUUUUAAAGACGUCCGAGCGACUAAGCACAAUGCUUUUUGAAUGUCUGUUGUGUUAAAGAGUACAAAACCCUGCAAAAAAUAGUUUAGUAUCUGUUCCAAUCAAACCUCGACAAUGCCUCGGAACCGGGCCUUUUCUGAGCCGGAGUAUUCGGCGGAAUAUUCGGCGGACUGUUCGGUCACACUGCCCUCUGACCCUGGUCAGGCCGUCGGACGCACUCAUGAGGUGACCGUGCGCAGUUCUGGCUGCUGCCUGUGUCUGCCGCGGUUCAUGCGCCUGACCUUUGCACCUGACUCUCUGGAGAACCUCUAUCAGACCUAUUUCCGCCGGCAGAGGCACGAGACCUUGCUCGUGCUGGUGGUUUUUGCAGCCCUUUUCGACUGCUACGUCAUUGUGAUGUGCACUGUGGUUUAUACCAGCGACAAGCUGGCAUCCGUGGCCGUGGCGUCGGUGGGACUGGCCGCAGACAUCCUACUCUACGUGCUGUGCCGGUACGGCCUGCUCCCUGACCGCGUGUCACGCCGGCUGGUGCCCUAUGCCCUUUGGGUGCUCAUAGCGGCCCAGAUCUUUUGUUAUCUAGGACUGAACUUUGCCCGCUUCCACCAGCCCAGUGACACUGUAGGCUGGCAGGCCUUUUUUAGCUUUUCCUUCUUUUUGACGCUGCCGCUUCGGCUAACUCCUAUAGUGCUCAUCACGGCCGUUUCCUGUGGGGUGCACACCCUGGUGCUGGGCGUCACUAUCGCCCAGCAGCAGCAAGAGGACAUUCAGGGGGCGGCCCUCGGAAGACAGUUGCUGGCCAACAUUGUAAUAUACUCAUGUGCCAUCACAGUGGGCAUCAUGUCGUAUUACAUGGCCGACCGCAAACACCGUAAAGCCUUUCUAGAGACCCGACAGUCCCUGGAGGUAAAGCUGAACCUGGAGGAGCAGAGUCAGCAGCAGGAGCGCCUCCUGCUGUCCAUCCUGCCCAAGCACAUCGCAGACGAGAUGCUUCAGGACAUGAAGAAAGAACCCAGUCAGAAAGAGAUGCAACAGUUUAACACCAUGUACAUGUAUCGGCACGAGAAUGUCAGUAUUUUGUUUGCAGACAUCGUGGGGUUCACGCAGCUCUCCUCGUCCUGUAGCGCUCAGGAAUUGGUUAAGUUGCUCAACGAAUUGUUCGCUCGCUUUGACAAGCUGGCUGCUAAAUACCACCAAUUGAGGAUUAAGAUCCUGGGCGACUGCUAUUACUGUAUUUGUGGCCUUCCAGAUUACCGUGAUGACCAUGCGGCCAGCUCCAUAAUGAUGGGCUUAGCCAUGGUUGAGGCAAUUUCAUACGUUCGGGAGAAGACACAGACGGAUGUUGACAUGCGUGUCGGCGUACAUUCUGGGACAGUCUUGGGUGGGGUGCUUGGCCAGAAGCGCUGGCAAUACGAUGUGUGGUCAACUGACGUGACAGUGGCCAAUAAGAUGGAAGCAGGAGGAAUUCCAGGGCGAGUUCACAUCUCCCAGAAUACCCUUGAGUGCCUGCACGGAGAGUUUGAUGUUGAGCCAGGAAAUGGUGGGGACCGUUGUGAGUAUCUGAAGGAGAGGGGCAUUGAGACUUACUUGGUGGUGGUGCCGCCCAAAGGACCUCUGGGCAAGAAUGGCAUCAAUGGAGUAAAGCUUUCAGUGACAUCAUCUAAUGGCAAUUCUCCAUUACUGAUCAACACUAAAGAGUGUAACGGAAGCGUCCACACGGCAUGUACAACACCAGAAGAGCCAGAGGAACUGGACACACGGGUGGUGAACCCUUCGUUUCCUAACCCUCGGCGUCGCUUGCGUCUGCGUGAUCUGGCUGAGCGGGUGAUUGAUGCUCAGGAGAAUGAACAGGAGCUCAAUAAACUCCUAAAUGAAGCUUUGCUGGAAAGAGAGACCGUUCAAGCGCUAAAAGGCAAGUACACUUAUCGUCUGUCCCUGCGUUUUACGGACCCGGAGCUGGAGACUCGUUUCUCAGUUGAGAAGGAGAAACAAAGUGGCGCGGCGUUUAGCUGCUCGUGUGUUGUUCUGCUAUUCACCGCGGUCAUGGAAGCACUCAUUGACCCCUGGCUGGUGGCAAACUAUGUGACUCUAGUCGUGGGUGAAGUUUUGCUUCUUAUUCUCACUAUCUGUUCACUGGCAGCCAUAUUCCCACGGGUAUUUCCAAAGAGACUGGUGUCAUUCUCCACAUGGAUUGAUCACACGCGCUGGGCACGCAACACUUGGGCCAUGGCAGCCAUCUUUAUAGUCACAAUGGCAGACAUAGUAGAUAUGCUAAGCUGUCGGCCAUCUCAGAUCUCCACAAAUGAUGCGACAGAGACCACUCCAGUCACACCAGGAACCAGGGGCUGUUUGGAGAAUCCUAAAUAUUACAACUACAUUGCAGUUUUAGCCCUGAUCGCCACCACCAUGCUGGUGCAGGUCAGCCACAUGGUCAAACUCACCCUCAUGCUACUGAUCACAGUAGCUACAGGCGUGGUCAACAUCUACAGCUGGCGGGACAUCUUUGACGUGUACGAUCUGUCUCGGUUUAAGGACUACAGGAUUUAUCUUGUGCCAUCCAAAUACACCAUGAGUGUGAUGAUCUUCAUCAUGAUGAUCAGCUUCUACUACUUUUCCCGACAUGUUGAGAAGCUUGCACGCACGCUGUUCUUGUGGAAGAUUGAAGUUCACGAACAGAAGGAAAAGGUGUACGAGAUGAGACGCUGGAACGAAGCACUGGUCACUAACAUGCUCCCAGAGCACGUUGCCAGACACUUCCUGGGCUCCAAGAAAAGAGAUGAGGAGCUCUACAGCCAAUCCUACGAUGAGAUCGGAGUCAUGUUUGCGUCCAUACCAAACUUCUCUGAUUUCUACACGGAGGAAAGCAUCAACAAUGGCGGGAUCGAGUGCCUGAGGUUCCUCAAUGAAAUCAUUUCCGACUUUGAUAGUCUUUUGGAUGAGCCACAGUUUCGCUGUAUAACCAAAAUCAAGACUAUCGGCAGCACCUACAUGGCAGCAUCAGGAGUCACUUCAGACAAUAACACUAAUGGUUAUGCAUGCGUGAAGAAAGAAGAGAUUUCAGACAGGGAACGAUGGCAGCACUUGGCAGAUCUGGCUGAUUUCGCUCUGGCCAUGAAGGUGACACUGAUGAACAUCAACUACCAGUCGUUCAAUAACUUCAUGCUCCGCAUCGGGUUGAAUAAAGGAGCAGUUUUGGCUGGAGUUAUUGGGGCCCGUAAACCUCAUUUUGACAUCUGGGGAAACACUGUGAAUGUCGCAAGUCGCAUGGAGUCCACAGGGGUGAUGGGAAACAUCCAGGUGGUGGAGGACUGCUACUGCAUCUUGAAGGACUAUGGCUUCCGCUUUGUGAGAAGGGGACCAAUAUUCGUGAAAGGGAAAGGAGAGCUGCUCACCUAUUUCCUAAAGGGACGAGAAAAGCAAGGCUCCUUCAUCAAUGGCUCCUUUGUCAACCUGCCGCACCAAGUUGUGGACAGCUCUUGACCAACACGUGCACACACGCGCUGUCAUAUAUAAAACUCUCCAAAUUUCUCUCGCACACUCCACAUCGUACCUCCUCCGCUGACUCCAUGUGCUCCAGUAAUUAGUACUUUCAAAUUUGUUUCUGUAUUUAUUAGAAAGGAAAGAAAUGUUGAUAGGAAAUGAGAAUGACAUUGUGUUCAUAUAAGAGAAAUAUAAUAUAAAGUUAUAAAGUGUUCACAGCCAAACAAGAUUUGAAUAGGUUGCUGAAUUGAGUUUUAGCUAUUUUAAACUACACAAAGGAAACACUAUGAACUUUGCUGUAUAUUAUACACUGGCUGCUCGAAAGAAACCUUUGAAUUAUGUACUUAUUUCUUCUUUGAUUUUAAAAUUGUUUAAAGAUUACAGAUUAUCCUGAAGGCCCCGGCUGAAUGUUGUUUAAAAUCUACUCUGAAUGCCUGUGUGUUAAAACACUGCCUUUUCCACUUAGUGAAGAGCGUGCGUGCGUGCAGCAUGAGUAUAUGUACAUUUUUUUGUAUUUGUGAGUUUAACUUUUGUCACCUUAGUAUAUUGUCACUCUUGUCACUUUAGAUUUUUUGACGUUGCAGUCAUUUUUAAAGGACAUACAGUGAGAUGCAAACGUCUGAGUCCUCAUCGAAAAUCUGGUGUGAAAAUCUACAGUGGUGUGAAAAAGUGUUGCCCCCUUUAUGAUUCUUUUUUUUUUGCUUAUUUGUCACACUUUAAUGUUUCAGAUCACCAAACAAAUGUAAAUAUUAAUCAAAGAUAACACAAGUAAACACAUGCAGUUUUUAAAUUAAGCUUUUUAUAAUGAAUGAAAACAAAAUCCAAAACUACAUGGCCUUGUUUUUGCCCCCUAAACUUAAUAACAACUAAAAUCGAGUGUUUGCGAUGACUUGCAAUGAGUCUGAUACAGCGCUGUGAAGGAGUUUUAGUCCACUCAUCUUUGCAGAAUUUUUGUAAUUUAGCCACACUGGAGGGUUUUCGAGCAUGAACCGCAUUUUUAAGGUCACGACACAGCAUCUCAAUAGGAUUGAGGUCAGGACUUUGACUAGGCCACUCCAAAGUCUUCAUUUUGUUUUUCUUCAGCCAUUCAGAGGUGGACUUGCUGGUGUGUUUUGGACAUUGUCCUUCAGGAUUUUUUGGUAGACAGCAGAAUUCAUUGUUCCAUUUAUCACAGCAAGUCUUCCAAGUCCUGAAGCAGCAAAACAGCCCCAGACCAUCACACUACUACCACCACCAUAUUAUACUGUUGGUAUGAUUGAAAUUCUGUGUUACUUUUACACCAGGAAGGGUCCAACACUUUUACACACCACUGUAGAUUCUAAGUUGCAGAAUUUAGAAAGAUUUAACCAGAGACAGGCUGUGGUGUAAAUAAGGAAAAAUGUUUAGGAAUAUGCAAGACAGAUAAUAUUACAAGGUCACUAAUCAAACGCAAGGGUAUAGUGACAUUGCACGUCAACCCAUGUGUAUGUGAUCAGUUUGUUUGCUUUCAUCCAAGCACACAAGAUGCUCACUGGAUUUAUUUACAGUCAUGCUAGACAUGGAUCACCAGGUCUCGCACAAACCAGGUGAAGUGCAUACUAUUUAUAAGUGAGGAGUGGGCACAUAGCAAAUGAAAAAUUAUGAGAAUCGUUUCACUAAGAUUGCUUUGGCUGAAAAUAUCAUUUGAAAUCAGAUGAGCUUUCACUUGUGGUCUCAGACUUUUGGAUCCCACUACACGUUACAUUCUAGUAUCAGUGUUCCUCGUGCCAAAUAGAAGCCAUUUUGUGCAUCAGUUUGUGGUACUCUAAGGAAAUACGAGUAUCACUGUGAACAGGUUCAUUAUGUGUGUUUGAAAUAUAUCUGCACUACAUUCAUAGGCAGUAUUCCAGGGAUGGAGGAUUCUUAGAUCAUAAUAGAUUCCCGACUGUGUCUUUCCUGAAAUAUUAGAUGAAUGUGCAAUAGUUCAUUUCCGUAAUAGCAUUCUGCUGUCCAGUACAAUUUUGCAAUCAAACUCUCUCCCAACAAGUCAUAUUUUUAUAUUAUGAUUGUAAACGUUCUAGUUAGAGUAUUGUAUGAGAUGGGCGUCAGGAUGGAUCUGUGGAUCUUAAAAAUGGGCCAAACAGUUUAUUUAUUACAAACGUCAGGGAUAGUCUGUAUGUGUUAGCAGAGAAAGCAUUUGAUUUUGACUUUCAUAUGUUAAAAUGGAGGGCAUGACAUUGUGGCCGGUCUGAUGCAGGAUUUUGCUAAAGUUUGAUAUUUUUGAAUUAUCCUUAGAUAUGAAAUAAAAUGGCACAUUGAAUGAUAUGUUACCAGAA